Molecule: messenger RNA, 2141 nt
Organism: Fomitopsis serialis
Lineage: Eukaryota; Fungi; Basidiomycota; Agaricomycetes; Polyporales; Fomitopsidaceae
Exons: 2
Coding region: 287-1912 (541 amino acids)
Molecular function (GO): protein binding
Source: RefSeq, a predicted model, not a curated record
AUCGGAAGACUAGUGAACCCAGAUUGCAGGCAGUACUACUAGAUAUGUUCUUCGCACAUGAUCGUUGCUUCUAUCGCGCCAUGUCCUGAACUUUAUACGUCCUAGUGAUAGCUGGCCUUCGCUUCCGCCUAUUCACAACCUCCCGCACCAGUGCGUACUGAGCUGGUUCACUCCCCCGUCGUAUUUGCACUUACCGUGAUAGUUGGCCUAUCAAGACCACCGUCAAUCAGGACCAUCGACUCCAUUAUGGCAACUGUGUGAGUCCUCAGAUUGUGCUUGUAGCCCUAUGCAUCUUGCGUUCAUCAGUACCUUGCUGAUUGCGAAAGCCAUCGACCAUACUACCAGACGAGACGCCCCUGCGCCCUUCAACAAUUCACGCGCCGAUAUCAUCGUGCGGUCCUGCGAUAGAGUCGACUAUCGGGUGCGCAGCAGUAUACUGGCGGAGGCGUCCUCCGUCUUCGAGGAUAUGUUCGACAUCGCCAGAGAAGCUCCCGUCGAACAAUGCCCCAGGAGGGACGGUAUCCCUGUCGUACCUGUCACGGAGACGAGCGAGGUCGUGGAUCUUCUCCUCCGCCUCUGCUACCCUGUUGCCGCUCCCGUGUUUACGACGUUCUCGCAAGUCAGGGACGUCUUGACGGCUGUGGACAAGUAUCUCAUGGAGGGCCUGACAGAGACGAUGAAGAAACAUCUCACCGAUUUCACGCUCGAUGGCGCACAUCCACUGCUUGUCUACGUUACAGCAUACGCCCAUCACUUCGAAGACGUCGCACGUAUUGCUGCGCAGCGCGCCGUUGGACAACCCUUACAGGACGUCUACUUCACCGAGCUGGAGGAGUUGACGGCGGGCGCAUACUAUCGGCUCCUCCAGUUCCAUAACGCAGGGGACCCAGAGGCGCUCCCUUCGUUGCCCUUCCUCUAUGCCGAACUACCUCAGGCUUCGGCGCGGACACCGUUGAAGUCGUACGACAGAAAGGAGUGGGAGGCCAAGUACGCGGAGUCUCCGUAUCCUUUCGGACUGCCGUCUGCCGAUCUCACGCUGCGCGCCCGCGACGGCGUCGAGUUCAAAGUGCAUUCUGACCUCCUGCGGGUUGCGUCGCCUUACUUCCUACUGACGCUGACCAGCGGCUCCCAGUCGAUCAAUGGCUGCGAGAGGAGUGCAGACGGACGUGUAGUCGGCCUCACACUACCCGAACACAGCCGUACGAUCGCUGCCAUCUUGCAGUACAUCUAUCCCGUCGCACGUCCCGAUGCGUUGCCAGACCCUCAAACGGCGUCUCUCUUACUCCAAGCUGCAAAAAAAUACGAGCUCGUGGCCGCUAUCGAGCCGCUGCAGACACUAUUUUUGGCAUUCGCGGAAACAAGGCCAUUGAUGGUGUAUGCCAUCGCCUGCGCACAUCACUGGGUGCGCGAGGCGAGACAUGCCGCACUAAUGUCGAUGCGGACGCCUUUGGACGACUGCUAUGUCGAGGAACUCGAAGCGAUACCGGCUUCGUGCUACUAUCACCUACUGCAACACCGCAAGGCCAUGGGAACCCUGGCUGAAGCGCUUGCACUAGACCAGAUGCAUCAGUGCAAGGCAGAACGGGUACCGAGCAUGCCUGACGAGAAAUUAGUGUGGGUGUCCUGCACAGGCUGCCCCGCGUACACACUUCCUCGCGCGUUCUACAACCCUUUUGGAUUGCGAAAAUGGUGGUGCGAGUGGCUGCAGCAAGCAGCUCAGCUGCUGGGCAGUGUACCGUGCGGGAAGACCGUUCUUGACCAGCAAACUAUGCGCUGCGCCCUGAAAAGCGCGGCCACAUGCAAGACCUGUGGACCAACUGCGGCCUUUCAUUUGCAGCAUUUCUCCCAGAUUCUAUCAGCUAAGGUGGAUGCUAUGUUGCUCGACGAGACGUCUCAGCUAAUGGUUUUCUAGGCAAGCUCUAUCCUUGCCUAGUGAGAAAUAAAUGGUGUCUGCAUGUUUCUCCAUGUUAUCUUGGGCAUACAGCCAUCUCGCUGAAUGUUCGAUUUGAUUGCCUUGCGUCACAAUGCCUGUUCGAAAAUAAUCUGUCAGUGAACGCAGUGUCAUUUUAUCACAUGUACUGUCGAAUGCGCUUGUAAUUAUAUUCUUGCAUAGUGGUUUCUGUACAUAUAGACAGCUGGAU